AUGUGUCUUGCAAAUGAAGUCAUUCCUGAGCAAAGUGGUGCAUUUUUUGCAUGUCAAAAGGAAAGUAAUUGGUCGGAUGAGUCUACUUUCUCUCAAUUUGAAACUGCAAUGUGGGGUAGAAUUUGGCGAAGACGGAUAAAGGAUUUUAUGAAGAUUGUAUCGUCUCGACCGUUAAAACACGACUUCGAAAAUAAAAUGCAACCCCGGACCAUCGAAGAUUCAAGAACUGGAAAAAAUGGUUAUCGAAGAAUGGAAGUUAAUCUCCGAAGAAUUAUAACGUUAGUUCCUAGAAAUCAAGCAGAUAUUUCUGCUAAAGUUGAUCAUACUAAAUAUUAA
Molecule: messenger RNA, 336 nt
Organism: Funneliformis caledonium
Lineage: Eukaryota; Fungi; Glomeromycota; Glomeromycetes; Glomerales; Glomeraceae
Source: the annotation of a GenBank genome assembly